UGAAAGAAAAAGAUAGAGUAGUUUAUUGCGGGUGUGCAUAAUUUUUUCUCGAGAAAAUUGCCAAGAAAGUUUUUCCCUCCUUUCCUUCGGAAAAUGGUUCGAUUUCCGCUGCUUUCAGUCAUCUCCUUGUUGUCAAACUAUUCGAUUAUAAUAUACGAAUCCUCAAGCCCGUCGAUCAACCCAUCUAAAGUCAAGCAGGUUUCAUGGAGCCCCAGAGCUUUUGUGUACGAGGGUUUUCUGACAGACCAAGAGUGCAAUCAUUUGAUAUCUCUUGCAAAAUCAGAGCUGAAAAGAUCAGCCGUUACUGAUAAUGAGUCUGGAGAGGGCAAGCUCAGCAAGGUUCAAACAAGCUCUGAGAUGUUCAUCCCUAAGGGAAAGGAUCCUAUCGUUGCUGGCAUAGAGGACAAGAUUGCAUUGUGGACCUUCUUACCUGAAGAAAAUGGGGAAGACAUGCAAGUUUUGAGAUAUGAGCAAGGCCAGAGAUACGAUCCAUACUAUGAUUAUUUCGUUGACGAGAUAAAUAUUGCAGAGGGUGGACAUCGCAUAGCGACUGUGCUUUUGUAUCUUAGCAACGUGGCAAAAGGUGGCGAAACAGUGUUCCCUGCGGCAGAGAAGUCCCCUCACCACAUAUCUUCUACAUCAGAUGAUGAUUUGUCCGGGUGUGCAAAGAAAGGUAUUUCGGUGAAACCACGAAAAGGCGAUGCACUCCUUUUCUUCAGUCUUUACCCAAAUGCCAUUCCGGAUCCUAGCAGUGUCCUUGGAGGAUGCCCGGUAAUUGAAGGUGAGAAGUGGUUGGCUACAAAGUGGAUCCACGACAAGACUCUGGGUUCCGCCGGUGAUGAUUGCAUAGAUGAGAAUGAGAAUUGUGAGAGAUGGGCUGCUUCGGGAGAGUGCUCCAGGUAUCCAGAGUACAUGGUGGGAACUCCAAAAAGUCCAGGAUACUGUAGGAGGAGCUGUCAGUUAUGUUAAUCUCUGCUUUCGAGGUACCAAAUGGGGGGGGGGGGAGAACAAAAAGGUUUGGUUAUUCCAUGGUUUAUUGGUAAAACAAACUUCGCUUCUCUCAUAACACAUACUUUUAUUCAGUUUGAGAUGUUACUGGUCAUUGCUGCAACGUGGAUAUUGAGAUGGUACAGUCAGAGGUUUAUGGCAAUGAAACUUGGAUACAGAGGGGCUUUUAUCUUUGUUAGGGGAAGUUGCCGCAUUUUUACUAGCUACUUCCUAUUUUCAUUGUUGUUAAGAGGAAAGACGAGUCUCAUGUUUUCAUUGUAAAAAUCUUGGAAUCAUCUGACUUCUAUUUUCAAUCGAUUUGAAUUUGUUCA
Rhododendron vialii is the source of this 1319-nucleotide messenger RNA. Its product is annotated as probable prolyl 4-hydroxylase 4. Gene Ontology annotation, cellular component: endoplasmic reticulum. Gene Ontology annotation, molecular function: L-ascorbic acid binding; procollagen-proline 4-dioxygenase activity; iron ion binding. The transcript has 7 exons. Gene Ontology annotation, biological process: peptidyl-proline hydroxylation to 4-hydroxy-L-proline. Lineage: Eukaryota; Viridiplantae; Streptophyta; Magnoliopsida; Ericales; Ericaceae. The record is from RefSeq and is a predicted model, not a curated record. Bases 94 to 969 code for a protein of 291 amino acids.